GAAGAGCCAUCAUGCUCCCGUUUUUCAGAGGCGCGAUGCUGUACGCAUCUCCCAACGGAGGCAGGAACGAUCCCUACUCCAGGUUCGAUACCACAAUGGGCGGCAACUGGUACAAGGCUGACGAGCCCUGGGGCGCCUACCUGCAGGGCGAAGGAAAUCCAGCCGUGACCAUCCAUCCCUAUGAGUCCGACCCUUCUUCUGGCUCCUUUAACCCACAGGCUCACACGACAUGGACUCCUGUGGACUGGUCUAGCUGGCCAAAUUACAAUGUGCAUGGCUACGGUGUUUACUAAGAAGAAUGUCAUGAUGGGAUCGUUCUUGUGUGAUUCUAAUGUUAAUCAAAUGCGUCUGCUCACAAGCAGUCCUGGUUGUCUCUG
Guillardia theta CCMP2712 is the source of this 377-nucleotide messenger RNA. RefSeq lists its product as hypothetical. NCBI's taxonomy places the organism in Eukaryota, Cryptophyceae, Pyrenomonadales, Geminigeraceae. The record is from RefSeq and is a predicted model, not a curated record. The coding region runs from base 36 to 293 and encodes 85 amino acids. The transcript has 3 exons.